This is a messenger RNA of Rubroshorea leprosula, 4005 nucleotides long. NCBI's taxonomy places the organism in Eukaryota, Viridiplantae, Streptophyta, Magnoliopsida, Malvales, Dipterocarpaceae. The record is from the annotation of a GenBank genome assembly.
UUCGAUUGACCCCUCAAAUUCCACGGCGGAAAGAGAGAAGAAAGUCAGAGAAAAAGUAAAAGACAGAAAGUGAGGGAAAUUUCAGAGGCAAAAUUUGCAGAAAAUUUUCGGAGAUAAUAAGAGAAAGCAGGUCACGGUGGAUUGAGGAAGAAGAAGAAGAAGAAGAAGAAGGAGGAGGAGGUAGAAAAUGAAGAACAUUUUCAAGAAGCUACACAAAGGCCAUAACCACGAUCCUAAUCGUACCAACGAGGCGCCGUCGUCUCCGUCAUUCGCCACCGAUCAUCAACGUACGACGUCUGGAAACUCUCCGACUAGUCCCUCAACGCCCUCGCCAGCUCCGGCUACUGUUCCGGCCGGCAACGUGAGUGCUACGCCGCCAACUGGGUCGGCAAAUAAUAAUAAUAAUAAUAAUAGUGAGGAUUACAUGUUUUCGGAGGAGGAGUUUCAGGUUCAACUGGCUCUAGCGAUCAGCGCGUCGAAUUCGGAGGAUCCCGAGAAGGAUCAGAUCCGCGCGGCGACGUUGUUGAGCUUGGGAGGGCAUCAUCAGAUGGAUACUGGAAGGGAUAAGGAGGAGGUGACAGCCGAGGAUUUGUCAAGACAAUAUUGGGAAUACAAUGUUCUUGAUUAUGAAGAGAAAGUGGUGGAUGGGUUCUAUGAUGUGUACGGGCCCUCCACAGGUUCAGCAAUCCAAGGAAAAAUGCCGUCUCUUGCAGAUCUUGAGACAAAUCUUGGAAAUUAUGGAUUUGAAGUUAUAAUUGUCAAUGGAACAAUUGACCCUGCCUUAGAAGAGUUGGUGCAAGUUGCACAUUGUAUUGCAUUAGAUUGCCCAGCUACGAAUGUUAGUGUUUUAGUCCAAAGGCUUGCUGAACUUGUUACUGCCCAUAUGGGUGGACCUGUUAAGGAUGCUAAUAUAAUAUUGGCAAGGUGGAUGGAAAAGAGCACUGAACUGAGAACAUCUAUUAAUUCAAGUUUGUUGCCUAUUGGGUCCAUAAAUAUAGGUCUGUCUCGGCAUCGUGCUCUACUUUUCAAGGUAUUGGCUGAUGGUAUAAAGUUACCUUGUAGACUGGUAAAAGGCAGUCAUUACACUGGUGUUGAGGAUGAUGCUGUAAACAUAAUAAAGCUGGAGGAUGAAAGGGAGUUUUUGGUUGAUCUCAUGGCAGCUCCUGGGACACUUAUACCUGUUGAUAUUUCAAGUGUAAAGGAUACUGCUUUGAAGUCAUGUAGUCCAUUACUAAGCAAAAUCCCGACCAUUCGGUCCUCUGAUGAUCAUGGAGCUGUUCACCCAAGAGCCAAGCCAUUAAAUGGUGAAGGCAGUAGCCAAAGUUCAGCAAUAAAUGGCAGUUUUCCUUUGGAUAGCAGGUCAAGUUUAGAAAAGGCAGAAUCCUCAUCUUCAUUAUCAGGUCCAAGGGGUGACUCUGGUGCUGGCACUCCCAUAAUAUCUCACAAAAUGUCCCCGAAUCAAUUGGAUCAUCUUCCUUCAACUGCCAUUUGCGCUUCACUUUAUAAAGGGAGUCGUGGAACCAAUGUUGGUGAUGGUGCAAGGAUGAACCUCAAUGCAGUUCCAUAUGGUCAGAGUGGUAAAGAUGACUCUAAAAACCUUUUUGCAGAUCUUAAUCCUUUCCAGAUUAAAGGGACAGGUAAAACUUACCUGCCAAACAAAUCUACAGAGAUCAAAAUUGAUGAGCUUCAGAGACAGAAAAAUAAUGUUGUCAUUGGACGCCCCCCUGUCUCAUCACGGAAGAAUCGACCAGCUUACAAUGAGGUCCCUAAGAAAAAGGAGUAUAAUUAUGUAGAUGGUCUAUUUCCAAAAAUCAAUCGUGAGCCCAACGAGUUUCAUCAAUCAGCAUCAGCUUCCACCAGCUCUACAAAAUCUGAAAAGGUCUAUCCUCAUGGUUUCAAUUCAUCUGGUGAUUCCAAUCUACCCAAUAAUGAUGAUAAAACUAGGAACCAUUUGUCUGGCACUGGGCCAUCAUUGAAAUCUACUACCGGUCAGUUCAAUAACCAACCAAUGGUUCAAGACUUGAGCACUAAUUUUAAGGAAGACAAGUCCAAGAAAGUACAGGUUGUGCAAAAUAACACAGUGGAUAUUGUUAAAGAGCAGGAGAGUAAUGAAGUUGGUUUACAUGAUCCUAGAAAGUCUGCACAUGAAAGAUUUAUGGGGAAUAAUCUGAAACUGAAGGAUCCUGAAAAUCCUAGCUCAGUAGUUGAUUCCACAGUCCGCAGGGUUGAUCAACUCUUUGAUGAUGUAGAUGUGGGUGAUUGCGAAAUUGCAUGGGAAGACUUGGUUAUUGGUGAAAGAAUUGGACUGGGUUCAUAUGGAGAGGUGUACCAUGCUGAUUGGAAUGGCACGGAGGUUGCUGUUAAGAAGUUCCUGGACCAGGAUUUCUCAGGUGCUGCCUUGGCUGAAUUCAAGAGAGAAGUGCGGAUAAUGCGUAGACUGCGUCAUCCAAAUGUUGUUCUUUUUAUGGGUGCUGUUACUCGUCCUCCAAACCUCUCCAUCAUCACAGAAUUUCUUCCAAGGGGAAGUUUAUAUAAGAUUGUCCAUCGUCCUAAUUGUCAAAUUGAAGAGAAGCGUAGGAUAAAAAUGGCUCUUGAUGUGGCGAGGGGUAUGAAUUGUCUGCACACCAGCAUGCCCACAAUUGUUCACAGGGAUUUGAAAUCACCAAAUCUUUUGGUCGAUAAAAACUGGAAUGUCAAGGUUUGUGAUUUUGGGUUGUCACGCUUGAAGCAUAACACGUUCCUCUCAUCAAAAUCAACUGCUGGGACACCUGAGUGGAUGGCACCAGAAGUUCUUCGCAAUGAGCCCUCAAAUGAAAAGUGAGUUCCUUUUUUUUGGUUUAAUAUACAUGAGUGUUGCCAUUUCAUUGCCUCUCUGUUUGUCUUUUCCUGUUCUAUGAGUACUAUUCAUCAUUUUUCUUUUGCUUGGUUAUAAAAUGCCCAUUACUGCUUUAUAGAUCUGUAAGUUGUUGAAAUGCUUUCUUUCUAGUAUUUUCAAAUAAUGCAUUGCAGACAACUUAUUCAACAACCAAUGGUUAUCCCAGUGUCUAAUUGCUUGGUUCUCAUUCUGAGUUAUCACUGUUGGUUAUUCAAGUCUGUAAAAUAUUUUAUUGUGUUUCCGAAUGUGGGUUACAAAAUCUUUCAAAUGUUUGUGUAGAUGUGAUGUUUACAGCUUUGGUGUCAUUCUUUGGGAGCUCGCUACUCUGAGAUUGCCUUGGAGUGGCAUGAAUCCAAUGCAAGUUGUAGGUGCAGUUGGUUUCCAGAACCGUCGCCUUGACAUCCCCAAGGAAGUCGAUCCCCUAGUUGGAAGAAUAAUUUGGGAAUGUUGGCAAACUGAACCAAACUUGCGGCCUUCAUUUGCUGAACUUACGGUAGCAUUAAAACCCUUGCAACGGCUUGUUAUCCCAUCACAUCAGGACCAACCAAGCUCACCUCUGAUGCACGAGAUUUCUGUAAAUACUACACCUUGAAAUCCCCAUUUUUCCUCAAUUGUGAAUAAGGGAGCCUUCUGUUUCUUUUCCUUCAUGAAAUGAUGUAUUGAAUUUAGAGAAAAGAAGAGGAAACAAGAAGCCUAGGAGAAAAGCUUGUGGCCUAUAGGUAAUCGCUUGUCAGCUUGUGUUACUUAAGCUCAUCGGAUGUAUUAUCGCCACUGCACAAAAAGAAAAACUAGCCGCAGUCGUGUACAGAUGUGUGUGCAUAUUUGUCCGGAAAAUCAAAACAGAAUGUAUAUCACAAUACCCUAUGUUGAUAAUAGGGAAAAAGUUGUUUGAUGAGAUGUCCUGGCUCUUAGUACAAGUAAUGAAUAAAGAAUGAAGCAGUAAAAUUUUAACCAAUUCCAUUGUAUGUCCAAAGAAGUGGUGGUGGUGGUGUUUCUCUGCUGUGGUCAUGGCUUUGAUCACUAAACACUCUCAAGAAACAAUAAAAGGGACAGAUUUAGAAAAUCCUAGUUCUUUUCACUUUUCCUUCACUUUCUCAAUAACCAAUAAAAAAUGAAGCAGUAAAAUUUUA